AUGAUCCUGAAACCUUUGUCAAGCUUGAUCCUUGUGCUUGCCCUCGCUGCUGUCAGUCCCGUCCAUGCGGCCAUUGUUGAACCCUCCGUUGCUACCACUGCCAUAGCUGCUCCUUCUACAGCUAACUUGGGUCCCUCACGGUCUACACCCAUGGCCAAGGCCAUAACUCCAGCCGCCGUCGACUCCUUCGCGUCCUCUCAGGUCCCAUCCCAUCCUAAUUUAAAGGAUCCUACAGGACCUUCGAGUAUGCGGAAGGUCUCGGGUUGGCCGUCGUUGUUGAAGAUUGAGAUUGAUGAGCUGGAGAUUGGAGGGCUGGCGGUACCGUUUGUGCAGACGUCGCUCCGGAACUCGAAGAGUGGGUUCAAGAACUUUGGGAAUGCUGACCUUGUGUCUCCUAAUUCUGGUCCUGAUGCUGAGGACAGAUCGAGUGGUGCUGAGAAUGAGCAGGCUGGUCAAGUCGUCAAGUAUGCUUGA
Messenger RNA from Linnemannia hyalina, 474 nucleotides. Lineage: Eukaryota; Fungi; Mortierellomycota; Mortierellomycetes; Mortierellales; Mortierellaceae. The record is from the annotation of a GenBank genome assembly.